AUGGGCUCGCCGAGCAGAUGGGACGCCGACUCGGCAUUUGCGAGCCUGCUGGACGAGGACGGCAUUCAGAUGUAUCACCUGCAGGAUGGCAUGCAGACGUACCAUGUGCAGUACGUGCAGGUUGACCCGGAGGCGGACGAGGAUGACGAGGGGCAGCAGGCUCCGCCGUACCCUCAUCGACAUCGGUCGAGCACGGGAUCAGGGGUGAUGCAUCAGCGGCAUCCAUUCCCGCACUCGCUGUCCAGUCCACAGAUCUUGACACCGCCGGCAUCGCCUGCGCAUGUGCGCGUGACGAUUCUCCCGCCUGUGCGGCAUGCGCGACACCAUCUCGAGACGGUUGACGCGCAUAUCUUCCUGUCAGGCUCGGCGGGCUCGCUGAGCACGACGGUCGCGUUUCUGUACGUGCUCUGGAGCUUUCCACGGUUCAUACGGCAUGUCAAGUCCGAGGGCGCGAGUCCGACGGUCGUCGUGCAUCUGUGCACGUUCUAUCAGUCGAACCUCGCGCGCGUCGUGUCUCGCUUCUCGUCCCCUCUCAUCCUCCCUCUGUAUUGUUCACAUUCAACCUCAUAA
This is a messenger RNA of Laetiporus sulphureus 93-53, 570 nucleotides long. RefSeq lists its product as uncharacterized. NCBI's taxonomy places the organism in Eukaryota, Fungi, Basidiomycota, Agaricomycetes, Polyporales, Laetiporaceae. The record is from RefSeq and is a predicted model, not a curated record. The transcript is spliced from 3 exons. The coding region runs from base 1 to 570 and encodes 189 amino acids.